This is a messenger RNA of Nymphalis io (European peacock), 1545 nucleotides long. RefSeq lists its product as uncharacterized. The record is from RefSeq and is a predicted model, not a curated record. Bases 1 to 1545 code for a protein of 514 amino acids. The transcript has 4 exons. NCBI's taxonomy places the organism in Eukaryota, Metazoa, Arthropoda, Insecta, Lepidoptera, Nymphalidae.
AUGGUUCUGGCCAGUGUGCCGUUGGGAUAUGUCUCUGUGCACCAGACCAACACGGAUACACUCACACUGCCAGACGCUUACCAUCCUCCUAUUUAUAUAGUAGCUGUCCGCAAGCUAGAGGCAAACAAUAGUAUUUCGUCAAGUGAACAGGAUAUACGAUUUGAUCCGUCGACGUUUUGGGGCUAUGAAGCGUCAAAACGUAAUAAAGGGAAAAAACGGAGACCUAUUUUAAAUAAUGGGAAAUCAAUACCAGACAGCGAAUGGUCUUUGAGUCUGGCUGAUGUGGAGCUAGCUCUUGAAAAACUCAAACCAAAAAGGUCCACUGGUCCAGACGGCAUUCCGCCGUACAUCAUUAAAGAUUGUCGGUCAGUGUUUGCUUCCCCUUUGUUGUACAUUAAAGAUGUAAACCUUUGUUGUACAUCUUUAAUUUGUGUCUCACAACCUGUCGGUACCCAGAUGUGUGGAAAAUCACACGUGUGGUUCUGGUACCUAAGAAUAAUUUCGGAACAAACAGUAUUUGGCAAGUUGUUUGAAAGUAUCUUACAUCGCUUGAUAAGUGUACAGGUUGAGAUCCAACUGUCUGAUGCUCAGCACGGAUUCAGAGUUGGUCGUUCGACUACGAGUAACUUAUUAUCAUUUUACUCAUACGCUGCUAUGGGGGUGGAUAGAGGCUUUCAAGUUGACACUGCAUAUUUUGAUUUCCGGAAGGCGUUUGAUACGGUCGAUAACGACUUAUUGCUCCGUAAAUUUGCAGCCGCCGGAUUUACUCCUGCCUUGUUACAAAUAUUCUCCUGCUACCUGCGGAGGCAGUAUGUGCAGUUUAAUGGACAAUGGUUUUCCGGAAUAAGUAAAGGUUCCAAUUUAGGGUCUCUUGAGUUUCUGAUUUUUAUUAACGAUUUGCCUGAUGCCGUUAGUGCAGCUCAUAGUUUGUUAUUUGCAGAUAAUUUGAAAUUAUUCUUAAAAAUCAAAAUGCCAUCGAAUUGCUAUAUGUUACAAAAAGACGUCCAAAAUGUUGAAGAAUGGAGUAAGCGGAAUAGGCUUAUGUUUAAUGAUGAAAAGUGCUCUAUAAUAUCAUUCACGCGCGCAAACAUUCCAUUCAAGUACGACUAUCGUUUAACCGACGUUGUUUUAGGGCGACUAUCUACUAUCAAAGACUUAGGAGUCUUGCUGAGUGAUAAACUGAGCUUUACCGACCAUGUUUACAAUAUUACUAAAACGGCAUACAAAUACCUAGGUUUUGUUUUGAGGCAGUCAAAAAACCUUGAAAGUGUUGCUGCGGUCAAAAUUUUGUACAACUGUUUCGUCAGAAGCACGUUAGAAAGUAACUCAGUUAUUUGGAGUCUACAUAAGGGGUACCAUUUUCAAUCCCUCAGUCUUAGAGCUAAUAUCGUUGAACGUUCCUGUCAAAUACACUCGCGCUCGUCGACACAAGCUAUUUGCGGUGCCUGGCUGUCGAUUGGUACUGGUGAGCGAGACACCUUUGAUACGCGCGUUGACUUUGCUCAAUGGUGUCCUGGCCUGGAAUUCAAGCCUCGACUUGUUUAA